Molecule: messenger RNA, 2534 nt
Organism: Melopsittacus undulatus (budgerigar)
Lineage: Eukaryota; Metazoa; Chordata; Aves; Psittaciformes; Psittaculidae
Gene: MAD2L1BP
Product: MAD2L1 binding protein
Exons: 2
Coding region: 119-928 (269 amino acids)
Biological process (GO): regulation of exit from mitosis
Cellular component (GO): nucleus
Source: RefSeq, a predicted model, not a curated record
GCUCCCCACCAGGCACGGCGCAUGCGCCGCCGGAAACCGUGGUGGGCGGGCGUUCCCCUACUUCCAUGCUGCACCGCGGCAGCGGCCGUUCAAAUCGCAGCUGUCUGCCGAUCAGCAAAUGGCGUCCUGCGGCGCUGCGGCCGCUCUUGUCUCUCCAGCGACCUCACCGCUUCUUCCUGAGGCACCACCGGGCCUGAAGCGCAGCGGCAGGGUAAUGUCCCGGAGGAGUGAGCUGAUGGUGGCCUGCCCCGUGGUGUCCGUCGUGUUCCCGGGCGCGGUGACCCGGGAGAGCUGCUGCCUCUUCGCCUGCGAGCUCCUUAAGCACGUCAUGUACCAGCGGCACCAGCUCCCGCUGCCCUACGAGCAGCUCGCCUACUUCUGGCGGCGGGCGGCUAAGGAUGGAGAUGGGAUGAAGAAGCCACCCCCCAUGGACCCUGCAAGCAAGAAGUGCCAGCAGGUGCUAAUGGAGCUGGAGGGAGUGUUCCAGCACUUGGAAGUAAUGUUUAGACUGACACUGGUUCCUCGGGUUCUUAUUCUACUUGGAGGUAAUGUCAUGAGGCCCAAGGAGUUCUACGAGCUCAACUUGGAGGGCAUCCUUGAAGGCAGUGCUGAAGAGAGCCUGAAAACUGCAUCCUGCGUUCGCAAGCUGUUCCACUCGCUGUUUGUUGCAGAUGUCUUCAGUGAACUUAAGGCUCUUCCUGCCAUGGGCACUGUUGUUAUGCUUCAAGGACACCGCAAUUGUGGUGUCGAUUGGUUCCGGCCCAAGCUCAACUAUAAAGUGCCAACCCAAGGGAGGAAACUAACUGUGAAUUUGUCCUGUGAUGGAGACAUCAACAUAAGUGCCUUGCCUGCUCAGAAUGUGACUUCUGACUGGGAGGACUAUGUCUGGUUUCAAGCACCAGUGACACUCAAAGGCUUUCAUGAAUGAUGUGUGCUCUGUAUAACAUUUAUAGAAUAUUCAAUAACCUUUGGUGCUGCUUAAACAGAUGAUAACUUUAUCAAAUUUAACUGUGUAUUCUUGUCUUUCUGGAUCUAUUAUUAAGAGCAUCUGCUGCCUUCAUUUAGUUCCCCUGUGUUCAUCUGUCUUCAUUUUCUGAAUUGUUGAAAGCAAAUACCCUUUAAGGCACAGCUGCACACAGAUACAGUGAUUCUUUAGAGACCUGAAUUGUGGAGAUGAAUUAGUUGAUUGGGAGUGAAUUUUUCCUGCCACAUACUUGUUGAACUGGCAAAUACUGGAUACAGUCUUCUUUCUCCUGAGGUUUUAUUUCUUAAUCCAAAGAGUGGGACUUCACAGAAGUUAGGAUGCCUAGGUACCUCGUGGUGUCUUGUACUGCUGAUGAAAAUAGGUUUAACAGCCCUGUGGAGGAAAAGAAGCACAUCUUCCUUUUUUUUUUUUUGUUUUUACCAACCUUUAGUCCAGCAGCCCUGACUAUCAGGGAGACAGUUAAAAAUAAGCAGUUUCUGCUCUAACUAAUAGGCAAUUAGGACCUCCUGCCUCAAUAUACUAGAAUAUUCUGACUUAAAACAACAGUUAAUUUCUUGCUGACUUUUACUUUCAGACAUCUUAGACUCUGUAUGUUUAUGAAGUGUGAAGAACAGGUGAGGGGAGUGUGAUCAAGUUCAGCACUACAUAUACAGAUAGCUGUUCCUGUUCUAAGUCAGACUGUUACUUGGAAGGAGAGCUUAAGCCCUUUCUUCUGGCCUAGUGUCUAAUGCAGAAUGGGAUAGAAAGGGAAAGAGAGAAACCUUGGAGCACAGUGUGUCAGAACUAGAUAUCUGCUGUAGUUAUCUUCAGUCAGGUGAAUAUGUAUUUGUAAUGUAAUGAGCCUAUUAGUUACAGAGCCCUAUUCUAUUUGAAGAGAAACCCAAUCAUACUGGUAGCAAGGUCACUUGGAGUUUCCUGGUAGCAAAUAUUGCACGAUAAGGUGGUAAAAGUCUUUUGAAAGGAGAGUAAAAGUUGAUGUGCUCCACACUUGAUGCAAGUUUUUAACUUUGUCCUUUUGGAAUGGAAUGAGAUGAUAAAACUAGGAGGAAAUCAAGUUGGUAAUUUUGAGCUUGGAGUCCACUAGGGGUGCUGUCUCUGCCUAUCCAUUAACAACUGCUUACAAUGUGGAGUAACUGCUAAAGCUUACUCUAGGGGAAGAACUGCCAGAAUGAAGAAGGCAGUCUUAUGUGCAUCUUUCUACUUGAAUAUAUAACCACAAGUCUUUUCAAUGAAGCAUAACUUGAACAUAGGAGCAUAUGUGCUCCUAUGGAGCACAUAUGGAGCUCCUAUGAACAUAGGAGCAUAUGUGCUCAGGAGAUCAAAACUCUUCCACCGAAGCUGCUUGUUCUGCAUAAGCUCUUGAAGAGAAGACUUGGUUCUGAGGAGCAAGGACUCCAUUCCUUGCUACUCUCUUCCCCAAAUGAGUGCAAUAUUACUGCAUUAAACUGUUUACAUAUUCUGUUAUACUUGAACUCUGAAUGCAGCAAGGAUGUGCUGGGUAUGAAAGAAGACAAAAUGCUUUGAAUUUUUUUUUUCUUAAGGUUUUGAG